GGGAGGAUGGCGUGGAGAAGGUGGUGGCUCUGCGGACUGCGAUGAAGACUGAGCGGAGGGGUAGCAAGUUGUCGAUUAGUCGGACGUGUGUUCCUACGGAAGCUUUGGUGGAGUGUGAGGCCGUGGGGGCGAUGUAAGUGAGCAUGGAAGUGAGGGGGCUUGUCGUUCGCGUGGAGAGCCGUCGGAAGUCGGCGGUGGCUCUCUUUGAGCUACGAGAUAGCUGCCGCAACGAUGGAGAAUAUGUUCCGUCCACCUUUAUGUCCAAGUGUGAGCUGUUUUCGGAUGGGAUCCGUCUAGCAUUCCCCCUUUGCGACACACGCUCCGUACAGCCUUGCCUGGACACCGCAACGACGAGCGACACGUUCCGUCCAGUCCAUUUCCAAUCGUCGAGUCGUGCCCGUAGUGAUUGUCCUCGUUACGCCAUGAAAUCUCAUCAAUUCGUGCUGAUGCUGACGCAAUGACGGCCAAUAAGUCUUGUCAAACUCCUGGUCGAUUGUUGAGCUGUUUCCGUAGGUCUCAUCCAGGCUCCGAUCUGGGCACUCCUAGAACCACUCAAGAGCCGUCGCA
This is a messenger RNA of Zymoseptoria tritici IPO323, 567 nucleotides long. RefSeq lists its product as uncharacterized. The record is from RefSeq and is a predicted model, not a curated record. The transcript has a single exon. Lineage: Eukaryota; Fungi; Ascomycota; Dothideomycetes; Mycosphaerellales; Mycosphaerellaceae. Bases 144 to 461 code for a protein of 105 amino acids.